Molecule: messenger RNA, 3219 nt
Organism: Carassius gibelio (silver crucian carp)
Lineage: Eukaryota; Metazoa; Chordata; Actinopteri; Cypriniformes; Cyprinidae
Product: gastrula zinc finger protein XlCGF57.1
Exons: 3
Coding region: 228-1616 (462 amino acids)
Biological process (GO): regulation of transcription by RNA polymerase II
Cellular component (GO): nucleus
Molecular function (GO): DNA-binding transcription factor activity, RNA polymerase II-specific; RNA polymerase II cis-regulatory region sequence-specific DNA binding
Source: RefSeq, a predicted model, not a curated record
GUUUGUUUGCCAAACACCAUUAAACCUUAGACGAAGAAGAUUAGUUUCGCAGAUCUGUUGUUGUUUUGUCAGGAUGCUGUUUAUUAAUACAAAGGGUUAGACAUGAGGGUUUUUUUUAAAGAGAAAAAUACUGUUAUUUUCUCAUCCUCACAGUCGUGAUUAAGUUUAGAAUCAAGUAGGAAAUAUCUGGAGAAGUAUCAACUGGACUGAGAUCUGCUGAUGUGAAGAUGGUGUUUGUUAAAGAGGAGAGUGAAGAGAACACGCGUGAACCAGAAACCUGGAGAAUAAAACACGAGGAACCAGAAACCUGGAGAAUAAAAUACGAUGAACCAGAAACCUGGAGAAUAAAACUCGAGGAACCAGAAACCUGGAGAAUAAAACACAAGGAACAGGGAGGCCUGAUGAAAAUGAAAGAAGAAAGACGAGAUCUGAAAGCGGUGGAUGAGAAAUAUCAGGAUCAGGAAUAUCAUGAUGUCAAUGAAGAAAAAUCUGUGAGUUGCAGCAUUAAAACAACAGAAGUCAAGAGGCCUUUCAGCUGCUCUCAGUGUGGAAAGAGUUUUACACAGAAAGCACACCUUAAGAAGCAUUUGUUAUCUCACACUUCAGAAAAACCUUUCGGCUGCUCUCAUUGUGGAAACACUUUCUCAUGUAAAGCAAGCCUUAAUAGGCACAUGUUAAUUCAUACUGGAAUAAAGCCUUUCAGCUGCUCUCAGUGUGGAAAGGGUUUUACACAGAAAGUACACCUUAAUAAGCAUUUGGUAUCUCACACUUCAGAAAAGCCUUUCAGCUGCUCUCAGUGUGGAAACACUUUCACAUGUAACAGAAAUCUUAAGAAUCACAUGUUAAUUCAUGCUGGGAUAAAACCUUUCAGCUGCUCUCAGUGUGGAAAGAGUUUUACACGGAAAGGACAACUUAAGAAUCAUUUGGUAUCUCACACUUCAGAAAAACCUUUCAGCUGCUCUCAGUGUGGAAAAUCUUAUACACGAAAAACAACCCUUAAGGAUCACAUGUUAAUUCAUGCUGGGAUAAAGCCUUUCUCCUGCGCUCAGUGUGGAAACACUUUCAUUUGUAAAACAAGCCUUGAGCAUCACAUGUUUAGUCAUACUGGGAUAAAGCCUUUCUCCUGCUCUCAGUGUGGAAAGAGUUUUACACUGAAAAAAUGCCUUAAGAUGCACAUGUUAAUUCAUAGUGGGAAAAAGUCUUUCUCCUGCUCUCAGUGUGGAGAGUGUUUUAGAAGUAAAUCAUGCCUUAAUAGGCACAUGUUAAUUCAUGCUGGGAUAAAGCCUUUCAGUUGCUCUCAGUGUGGAAAGAAUUUCACAAGUAACAGAAAUCUUGAGAUGCACAUGUUAAUUCAUGCUGAAAUAAAGCCUUUCAGCUGCUCUCAGUGUGGAAAGACUUUUACACGGAAAGGACAACUUAAGGAUCAUUUGGUAACACAUUCUUCAGAAAAACCUUUCUCCUGCUCUCAGUGUGGAAAGAGUUUUACAUAUAAAUCAUCCCUUGGCAAUCACAUGUUUAUUCAUGCUGUGAUAAAGCCUUUCUCCUGCUCUCAGUGUGGAAAGGGUUUUAGACUGAAAGGACAACUUAAGAUUCAUUUGGUAACUCACGCUUCAUAAAAGCCUUUUAUCUGCUUUCAGUGUGGAAGCUCUGUGUCACAUAGAGGAUACCUUGAGAAUCACAUGUUUAAAGUGGUCAUUGAAUGCCCAUUUUCCACAAGUUUUAUGAUUCUUUAGGGUCUUAAAGGGGUCAUAUGAUGCGAUUUUACAAUAUCUACAUAAUUUACAAUUUUAAAUUUCUCUUGGUGCAUAUUUAAGACCUGUUGAGUUGCUAAGACUAAAGUCGCAAAUCCAAAUAAAUAUCCAUUGUAAAAGUUAAGGGUCAACCACACUUCCCUAAAUCGUCUCGUUCUACCAUGCCGUCACAUCUCUACAUCACUAUGUGGGAAGAAUUGCGUAACACCGACCAAAAGGUUCACGUAAAGAUAGAAGGCAUUACUUUUAUUCUGUCUGUUGCCGCAGGUGCCAUGUUGUGGAGUCGCUGUGAGUUUCGUUGAAGUGAAACUUUGUUCGGCCUUCCAAAAUAGGACUUGACUAGAAAUCAGUGGUUAAGUUGUAUUUCAACACUGUUCCAGAACAGUCCAACCCAGAUAUUCUGUGCAUUUUAUGGAGGAUGAGGACUGUUUCCUGAACCAGUAGAGUAGGCUUGUUGGGUGUUGUUUCUCAGAUCAACAAUGCAAACAGGGUUUUAUUUUUACGCAGUGUGAUACGCAGCGUGUAAAAAGACAUUAUAAGUCAUUAUAAUGAGUAAUUAUGUCCCACAUGAUUCAACAAAUGCCUCGUUGGUAAUGUGUUUUAUUUUAUUUUAUUUGUUUUGUCUCGUCUAGUUAAUUAGCGCUGGCUAAUUGGGUCAAGGAUUCUUCUCUGUGCCAAUCACAACAGGUGUGGCCAGCUGACCAAUCAGUGAAGUGUAGGCUUGUGGAAGGGAGGGGUUUGCUCCCAACUUGUUUGGAACAAAUGUUUUAGAAUUAAUCGGCAAAUGACUCUACUAUUAAAUGUAUAUUUUGGGAAAAUUACAAUGUUUUCUUUCCUUAGAUGCAUUUAAUCCUGUUGUAGAGGACUCCAUCACAAUAUAAGGACACGUUAAAAUACCAUAUGACCAGCUCUUUAAACGCUCUUCAAAGUGUGUUUUGGCCUGCACGCCUGCUGUUACUCAACCAGCAUGAGAAGACAAGCCGUCUAGUCUCAACAGCUUUUCAUUCUUUCUUCUACAUCAGUUUAUUUUCUUUUCCUGUUGAGAGUUUUGUGUUCUAAGUUUUGCCGCAAAGCCAUGUCAGACGUUGUCUGCACCAACUUUAAAACUUCAACCAGCAUACACGACUCCACACCAUCCUUCAGCCAAUGCCCAAGACAUCACUUCCAAUGACUCCUGGACCCCAGCCAAUCAACAACCUACAGAAACCCCUUUCUGCAGCCAUGCCAUGCAAAAUUAAUUCCUUUAAAAUGAAGGCAACACAAGUACAACUGUUAGAUUCUUGCUGGUUUAUUGAUUAAAGGCUGUUCAGUAAUUUCCUUUAUUGAUAUUAAUAUGGGAUUUCACAUUUUCACUUAAACUCAUUUUUUCCUCACUUUAUUUCUGCAACUUGUGUGAAUGUAUGAGUGUGUGUGUUUUUUAGAUUAGUUUACAUGUCUUUUUGAUUUAUCCAAUAAAGUCUUGCGUACA